This is a messenger RNA of Arabidopsis arenosa, 3420 nucleotides long. Lineage: Eukaryota; Viridiplantae; Streptophyta; Magnoliopsida; Brassicales; Brassicaceae. The record is from the annotation of a GenBank genome assembly.
UCUCUCUCUUACUCUCACAGUGACUAUUCGUCGGAGAGCUUCAGAUCUAGAUAAACCCUUUGGAUUCAAUAUCGAUUUCGGAAACCUUUUGACUUCACAAGAAUGGCAGUGACAGAAGCUGAAAAUCCUCUUCUUGGAGAAAUCACUUGUGGCACCUUACUACAGAAGCUGCAGGAAAUCUGGGAUGAAGUUGGUGAGAGUGAUGAGGAACGAGACAAACUGCUUCUUCAGAUUGAGGAAGAGUGUCUUAAUGUUUACAAAAAGAAAGUUGAGCUGGCAGCAAAAUCUCGUGCAGAGCUUCUUCAGACCUUGUCCGAUGCAACUGUUGAACUUUCCAACCUCACAACUGCUCUCGGGGAAAAAAGCUAUAUUGACAUUCCUGAUAAGACUUCAGGAACGAUCAAAGAACAACUUUCUGCAAUAGCACCUGCGCUUGAACAACUUUGGCAACAGAAAGAGGAAAGGGUCCGAGCGUUUUCUGAUGUACAAUCACAGAUUCAGAAGAUAUGUGAAGAGAUCGCUGGCGGUUUGAACAAUGGGCCUCAUGUGGUCGAUGAGUCUGACUUGUCUCUGAAGAGAUUAGAUGACUUCCAGAGAAAACUCCAAGAGCUCCAGAAAGAGAAGAGUGAUAGGUUACAGAAGGUGCUCGAGUUUGUGAGCACGGUGCAUGAUCUAUGUGCCGUUCUUGGUUUAGAUUUCUUAAGCACUGUCACUGAAGUUCAUCCGAGCUUAGAUGAGGCAAAUGGUGUUCAAACCAAGAGCAUUAGCAAUGAAACACUUGCGAGGUUGGCUAAGACUGUCUUGACUCUUAAAGAAGAUAAGAUGCAAAGACUGAAAAAGCUUCAAGAGCUAGCUACUCAGCUAACUGAUCUAUGGAAUCUGAUGGAUACUCCUGAUGAGGAAAGGGAGCUUUUUGACCAUGUUACCUGUAACAUUUCAGCUUCAGUUCAUGAAGUGACUGCCUCUGGUGCUCUUGCACUUGAUCUGAUCGAACAGGCUGAGGUGGAAGUGGAUAGGCUUGACCAACUGAAAUCUAGCAGAAUGAAGGAAAUUGCAUUCAAAAAGCAAUCUGAGCUUGAGGAGAUAUAUGCUCGUGCUCACAUAGAAAUAAAACCAGAGGUUGUUCGCGAGAGGAUCAUGUCGUUGAUUGAUGCUGGAAAUACUGAACCUACUGAGCUACUGGCUGACAUGGAUAGCCAAAUCGCAAAGGCCAAGGAAGAAGCCUUUAGUAGAAAAGAAAUUUUGGACCGAGUCGAGAAAUGGAUGUCAGCUUGUGAGGAAGAGAGCUGGCUCGAAGACUACAAUCGAGAUCAGAACAGGUAUAGUGCAAGCCGAGGUGCGCAUUUGAAUCUCAAGAGAGCUGAGAAAGCUCGGAUUCUGGUCAGCAAGAUUACUGCAAUGGUUGACACAUUGGUUGCUAAAACCCGGGCAUGGGAAGAGGAUAACAGUAUGUCUUUUGAGUAUGAUGGCGUUCCUCUGCUCGCCAUGCUAGACGAAUACACUAUGCUUAGGCAAGAACGAGAAGAUGAGAAGCGGAGGCUGAAAGAACAGAAGAAGCAGCAAGAACAGCCACAUACAGAUCAAGACUCCGCCUUUGGGUCUAAACCAAGCCCAGCAAGACCCGUUAGUGCCAAGAAACCGGUGGGAACACGAGCCAACGGAGGAGGGCUCAACGAAACUCCUAUUAGGCGUUUAUCAAUGAACUCAAGCCAGAACGGAAGCAAGUCCAAGAGAGACAGUCUGAACAAGAUAGCUUCACCUUCGAACCUUGUAGCCAACACAAAAGAGGAUGGUGCAUCUCCAGUCUCUCUUGCUGACCCAGUCAUGGCUUCACCUUGGCAAUCAGAAGCGCGUCAAAUAAAGGAAAAUUUCUUUAGCUUUUGUCUUAACAAAUCAAUCGGAGAAAAAGCUACGAAGCUCGAGAAGAGAGAAUCUAUGUCGAACCCAAACGAACCAGCCAAGGCUCUUCUGCCUUACCUACAACGUGCCGAUGAGCUGCAGAAGCAUGAACCACUUGUUGCUUAUUACUGUCGGCUAUAUGCCAUGGAACGAGGAUUGAAGAUUCCGCAGAGCGAGAGAACUAAGACCACCAAUUCAAUUCUCAUGUCUCUCAUUAAUCAACUUGAAAAGGAUAAGAAAUCAUUGAAUCUGUCCCCAGAUGACAAUAUGCAUGUGGAGGGGUUUGCACUAAGUGUCUUUGCAAAGGCAGACAAGCAGGAUCGCGCAGGAAGAGCUGACUUGGGCACUGCCAAAACUUUUUAUGCUGCGACAAUCUUCUUUGAAAUUCUGAGCCAGUUUGGCCCUGUACCUCCUGAUAUAGAGCAGAAGCAGAAGUAUGCUGCUUGGAAGGCUGCUGACAUAAGGAAAGCCAUUAAAGAAGGAAGGAAGCCCACUCCAGGUGAUCCUGUUGAUGAUGAUAAUGAUUUAUCCAUCCCAUCAAGCGGUCCUAGUGGCUCCUAUGAUCACGGUGCAAGUGAUUCCAACACAUCAAGUCAUCAUAGAACAGAGCCUGAUCUAUCUCAUGACUCGAAUGAUGACUCCAGCCACCAUCACUUCCCUGAAGUGCCACAACACCCUCUACCUCCCAGGUUUCAUGACAAUCCUACCAACGAUUACCCCACGGAUGUCCCGCCUCCACCACCGUCUUCUUACCCUUCCAACGAUCUCCUUCCCCCUCCAACAGGACCAUCAGAAUCGCCUUACCAGCAUCCUUACAGUCAUCAACCAUACCACCAAGACCCGCCACAACACAUGCCGCCACCACAAAACUACUCAGCUCAUGAGCCUUCUCCAAAUUCUCUCCCUAAUUUCCAAUCUUAUCCUAGCUUUAGUGAGAGCAGCCUCCCAUCCACUCCUCCCCACUACCCUUCUCAAUACCAAAACCCAGAACCUUACUAUUCUUCUCCGCAUUCCGCACCUGCUCCUUCUUCCACAAGCUUCUCCUCUGCUCCUCCUCCUCCACCUUACUCAUCAAACGGGCGUAUCAAUAUUGCUCCUGUGCUAGAUCCUGUACCGAGUCCAGCUCAGAAGUACCAUUACGACAGCAGCUACCAGCCAGGGCCUGAGAAGGUUGCAGAGGCACACAAGGCUGCUAGAUUCGCUGUGGGAGCUUUGGCUUUUGAUGAAGUCUCGACUGCUGUAGAACAUCUCAAGAAGUCACUUGAGUUGCUAACAAAUCCAUCGGCCCGUACCGGUCACUGAUUUUUAUAUUUAAUCUAUUGUAUGAAUCUUGGGGUUGAUGUUAGUGCGUGUGUGUGUGCUCACAAUCACAUCGUGGGUUUGUUUAUUAACUUUUCAGGCUCAGACUUCGUGUACAAAGAAAAAUUGUGUGAAUUAUUCUUAUUAUCAUAAACUUUUCUUUGCAACUUAGUGUGCAUACAUAUACAUAGGCACAAACAGUAAUAAUGAAUGGAGUUCCAA